Messenger RNA from Cherax quadricarinatus, 7277 nucleotides. RefSeq lists its product as uncharacterized. Lineage: Eukaryota; Metazoa; Arthropoda; Malacostraca; Decapoda; Parastacidae. The record is from RefSeq and is a predicted model, not a curated record.
UGGUUUUGUUUGACAUAGUUAAUAAUAAUCUUUAUUUGUACAAGUACAUGGACAGUGUAUGCGGGCCUAGCUGAUAUCAAUAACAUCAGUGGGUUUGACUAGACCAUGGCUUAUGCUAUUCACUAGUGCCUUACACAUUUAGCUGUAAUAUAUUUUUUGUGAAAGUAAUAGCUUUUAUUAAUUUCUAAAUUUUUCUGAUGUAUUUGUUAGAUGACUCAGGAAUUGGAGAAUUAUUUGGGCCUGCUCAUCUUGCACUACAUAACAAGCGGCUGGGAAGAUUAUGCAUGGAUCCUCAUAAACAUCCACACAGCCAACUGUAUAAAUUCUUCGUUGUGUAUUUCACUUCUCUGGCCUCUAGCCAGGCACAUUGUCCAAGUGGAUAACCUCACUGUACUUUCCAAUAUUAAGGUUCCUUCACACCUGACAUCUGCUCUGGACAUUGCCAGGGUUGGUGUCCUGUGUGAACUCCAUCGUGGAUAUGCUGCCUACUCCUUAUUUCAAAAUAAUUUUAGCAGUGCUUCCUCAUUUGCUAUGCACACAAUGAUUGGCAUCUUUGUCAGGUACUGUGAGAACUGUCCAGAGAAGGAAGCUACAAGCCCUUGGGAGAAGAUCUUGCUGUGGAAAUACGAACCAUUUGGAAGCCCAUUCAAAGAACAAAGGAAGGAUAUGUUCAACAUAGGAUGGUUGAAGGUUCGCAUAAAUGCAAGAGAUGUUGACAAAGUGUGUGAAGCCUACAACCACCUCUGCAAAGAGCUUUUUGCCCCAUCUUCUUUCUUCAUAUACAUUACAUGUUGUGCGGUCACCUUCCUGAAUGAAAUGGGUGAGAGGAAGAAAAGUUUUCAUGUGCUGAAGGAGGUACGAAGGCUGAAAGCAAAUGAUGAAUCCAUAUUUACUGCCCUCAUACCCACAGAUAAGGAAAGUGGGAUGUGUCUUCUUUCUGAACUGUCGGAGCUGGGCCACCUAGUGUGUGAGCGACGUGUACCACUAUCUGCAAGCACCUGGGACAGGUUGAUCAGUUUCAUAAUGACUUUCAGCAAUUUAACCCUCACCAUUGAUCUUCUAAUUUGUGCCAUGCAAAUAAAGAAGUUCAAGCCAGAGGUAGAAACUUUGAAGAAACUUUUGCUUGACUGCAGUAGAGGUGGUCCUGCCUUGAUGCAACCAUUGUCCAAACUUGUGUGUGCUUUGUCUGCAGACUACCUUUGCAGGAUGAGGUCAUCUCUGGAAUACCUGGUGAAUUUUUUUGCAGAUGCUCCGCCACCUGAACAGCAAGUUAAGAACAUUAUUAUCCGUCACUGUCAGACACAUGGGAUAAACCUUGUAUUGCAUUCACAAGUUUCAGCCUACAAGAGAAAAAGUGAAAGUAGUAUAUAUGACCGCAGUACAGAAAAUAGAUUGCAGUGUUCCUUUAAGGUACAUAACAAAGAUAAUUUUAUUGCACAGUUUAGGAACUUGUCUACUAGUCAUUUUGGUGUGCCAAACAUGGAUGCAUCAUCUCAAAAUCUUCCAAAUUUAGAAAAUUUAAGACUAUCAAGUGAUUUCAGAUACCAAAGUUCAUCAAUUUGUUAUUCUAGUCCCCAAAAAAUAUUACUAAAGAGCAGAAGCUGCUCAGGUGAUACGUACAGCCUAGCAUCUCGUACUACUGACAGCAGAAUAUUAGUAUGUGAUAAUCAAGACGAUCAAUCAGUAUUAUUAAACCAUGCCUCCAAGCACCAUUUAUCAACAUCAUGUUGGGGUCAAUAUCAUGAAAGACCUAAUUCAGAACAUGAGAAUUUGCCUUCUGUACUGGUUAAUGAAGGAGCAAACUCAAGAAAGCUUACACAAUAUAUGAACAAAGGAAGGAUAGAAUUGAAUGAGCCUGCAAAUGACUGGAAGAUAAUCAUUGUGCCACAGUAUAAAAAGUCAUUUGGUUACUCUCAAACCUCAGUUCAAAACAAAUGUUCAAAAUUAAUGCCAAUAUAUGAUCAGUCACAGAAGCAAUCUCUUUGUAGAGGGCCUUUGCUUGAUGUCUCAUUUCCUAUUUUAGGGCAUGUGUCAGCCCCUUUAAAUUCUAUGCUACCUACUUCAAGAAUUCAGAGGCAUUUUGACAAGCCAAGCAGAUUGACAGGAAGGUCCCCCAAACAUGAUUUAACUAAGAAAAUCUUGUGUGAGAGAAAAAGUGAAUGUAAAUUGAAUCCUUGUCAGCACAAGCAGUCAUGCUUGUCUCAUGACACAGCAGGAGGUUUGCAGUUACACAAAGGAAUACAUCAGUGCUCAGAAGAAUACAUAAGACUGCAGGACAGUAGUAAUGAGUUGAGCAUUAACAAUAGCUCUCCAUUUUUUCAUACGGAAAAGAUACUUGUAUCUAAUGUUCAACCAAAACCAUGGUGUAGCUCAGCACACCAGUCUAGCUUUUUAAAGCAAAAGCCAGGGAUGUCAUCUAAGCUUUCAUCUUCUGUUAGGGACAAGAUUGACCUGACAACUCAAAAACGAGCUAAAGCCAGUGCUAAGAAUGUCAAGGAGCCCCUGUGUCAUACAGCUACAGUUUCUAACAUUAAUAAUGAACACCUCAGCCAAAGAUGCUCCUUUGUAUGUGUGACUAAAGAAAACUGUGCUUUACAAAGCACUGUUUCACAGUCAGACUUAAAGCAAAAGCUAACUACAAUGCCAGAACCUUGGGCCUCACCCAGAGAAGAAUCUACAAUCUUGUCUCUGACCAGUGAUUUGAUAAUUGAUGUAGAAGGAUGUUUACUUUCUCCAAAGGCUGGCUCUUCUGAGGUGACUUAUCCAAUGAAUAAACUAACACAGAAUAAUGAGAGAAUGCAGCAGCCUCAAGAAGAAUUAAAGGCACAUGCUACUUCUCUGACUAUCAAAGGCCCACAUGAAGCUAACAUUAAUGACUUUGUGUCAGGUUACAGUAAUGAAUUUAGAGCCAUGGUGAAGGAUUUUGGCUUGGUGAAUUUAGAUCCAAGACAUAUAACACCACGAGACAGUAAUUCAGAGGCCAGAAUGAACAACAGCAGUCAAAUAUGUGGCAGUGGAAAUGUCAUCACAUACAACCAAAACCCUAGAGGGGCAAGAAUUGAUAUGUCAAAUAUUACAGGUGCUAAUUCAGUUCAGCUAAUUGCCAGAGGGUGUGAGGCAGCAAGCCACAUAAGGAAUAAUGUAGAGACCAGUGAGGUAUCCCAGGACAAGAACAUAAUCCUUCACUAUGGCAGAAGAGACAGGUAUGGGUCAGGAUUUACCACCACAAGUUAUAAAAAGCGAAAGCGGAGGAAACCAUGGAAGGGUAGCAAACGUCCACUUUUAUGCCAUAUUCCUAAUUGAUACUUUGCUUUGUACGAUAAUAUAUUGUACAUAUACGUAAAUGGAAAAAAGUGUAACUAAGUAAGCAGAAGGAAAUGUGUAAAAUGUAGUAAUGGCCAUGCAAACAGGAUGCCAAGCGGAUAAAUAUGAAAUAUAUUAUCCAACAAAAUUGAUAUGUCAAGGGUAAGGAAGGUUAAAUUAUCCAAAUACACUGAUUUUUUUUUUUUAUUUAUUGUAUAUACCUAAUUUUGGUAUUUUUGUUUAUGACCAGUUUUUAUUUUUGUUAACAUUCUCUCACACAAAAUGAGGACUUAUUCUAAUACAGAAGAGUGCACACAGGACAAACUAAAGUUAAUAUACAAUUCAAUAUUUCCUACUAAACUGCAGCGUGGCAUUGUAAUGUUCUUCGGAUGUGCAUCUCAUAUCCUUCCCAUACACUUCCACCUUGUUUUCAGCAGCAUCAUACCUUUUUGUCAUUUAUCUACACUUAGUCUGUCAUCACUUAUUGAAUAAAUAGGCUCAAAUCAUUUUGUCAUUCUUUAAUUUACUUUCAACUUUUUUUCUAUAUUUGCAGUAGUCAGAGCCUGGAAUUCAUGUACUUUAUAAUCUGUGUUAUUUCUUUAUACAUUUUUACUGAUCAGUUUUUUUGGUGCCCAUUGUCUUUUGGCUUGGUAUGCAACUCCUAAAUUAUAAGCCAGUCCUAUGAUUACAUUCAUAAUGGACUCAUUCUUUCUCAUGAUUGUUAGUAUUUAGCAGAAUAGGCCAAUAUUUAAAGAAAUAAAACCAAAAUUUAAAUUAUUUGCAAAAAAAGAAAUUUUGUAUUCUCAAUUUUAGAGUUCUUGUUAACUCCAAAAACUUAACUUAUGAAUUAUGGGCUGCACUGUACUGGUCUCACAUUGUUAUUCCUCUUGUAAGUUCUUCGUUCCAAAGCAGCUCCUAAAAUCUAGGAUACUUGGCCCCUGCCUGUUAAUCUGGUACUGCUCAUAUUUUACUUUAUACGUAACAGGGCUGAGCUCUGCCUUUCAAUUAAUUUAUACUAUACUCUACCCAGAAGGUCGCCAACUUUCCCAUUAGUACACUCUUUAAGGAUCUUGCAACAUGUCUCAAAAUUGGGCAUUAUUGCUUCCAUAUUCACUGAUAUUACUUCUUGGUUAAUUUGUGUUAUCUUAAUUAAUUAAUGAAGUAAUUACUAGUACAGUGGACCCUCCCUUUUCAUGAUUAAUCCGUUCCAGACCGUCUGACGAAAUGUGAAAUUCACGAAAACUGAAACCAUUUUCCCCAUAAGAAAUACAGUGGAACCUCAAAAAUCGAACUGCUCCCAACACGACCAAUUAUGUAAGUGUAUUUUUGUAAGUGCUUUUAUAAGUGUAUUUUUGAGGGUCUGAAAUGGACUAAUCUAAUUUACAUUAUUCCUGAUGGGAAUAAAUUCAUUCGGUAAAGGCACUCGAACAGCCUUCUGGACCAAAGAAAGUUCGAUAUUUGAGGUUCCACUGUAAUGUAAAUCCAAUUAAUCUGUAUCAGACACCCAAAAGUAUAAACAAAAAAUACAUUUUAUAGAGAAUAACUAUAUUUCACGGCUUAUUUAUCUAUCAUAAUUCAUCUAAUGUGACAUAAACAAUAUUAAUAAUAUAGAAACAUGAUAUAUACUCUAGAAUGAAUAAAAUGUAUCAUUAUGUAUGUGAGGAGUAAGUGGUGGUAGUGGUGUUGGGUUUAUAAGGGCCACUGAGAGCAUAAGCCGUACAUAUUAGUGGCAGUGGAGGCAGCAGCAGAAGCCACCAACACUAUUCAUGCAAACAAUGUACGUAAUUUAUAAAUAAGAAAUAUUUACACUUACUGCACCUUGGAGAUGCUGGCAUUGGUUUAGGAUGGUGGAAGAUAGGCAGGGUGGCGUAUGUUUGUCAGUGGGCCUACAUAUAUACCUCCAAUAACAUUGAAGGAGUUAGUUUCGUUUUAUCCUUUUUCUGUCGCUUAAUCACUUAACUUACUUGCUACACUUUAUCGCUGGCUGGGGCUAUAGCGUUUAUUGACUCCUGCUGCUUUAGUAUUGUACAUAUCGUAGAAUCACUGAAGAAGGCACAUUCUCCCCUCUCUUCCUCCUCAACUUUGGUACUUUGCUAUAAGUUUUUUUCUUGAAUUUUAUAGUGUUUCUCACCUUCUUAAUCAACAGGCUGGCACUAGCAGCUUUCUUUGGGCCCAUGGUGGCUUAUUUAGCAGUCACAGAUUAAACAAGUGCAAAAAACAAUGAAUUAUUACGAAAUGUUUCCUAUGACCUCACAGGAUAACGUUCACUCACCGAGAAACAAAGCGACACUGCCUCACAAUGCGUGUGUGGAAGGCUUUGCAUGCGUGCGGCACUCGGACAAGUACUGUACCACCGACAAGACUGGAGGAAAAUAAUGAAAACUGAGCCAACAUUUUUACGAAAAAAGUCGGUGAUAACUGAAAUUCUUGAAAACAGAGCCCAACGAAAAGGGAGGGGCCACUGUACUGUAAUACCUUAUUAUAUGUACUGUAUGUAAUAGCCAUACCUUGUAUUCUUUAUCUAUCCACUCAUAAUUUUUCUGUCACUGUACACACAAAAUUAAGUUACAUAUAUUUAUGUAAUGCAUUGCAAGUUAAUUUUUCAAGUGUGUAAUGAUUGAAUUAUUGUAUAUUGUACUGUAUUGGUAUUUUGGGAAAUUCAUAAAGCAGUUAUACUUGUAUGGGUCAUACAGCUCAUAAAUGCAACAAUAAAUUAUUUAAUGAUAUAUUCUAAUACAGCAUUUUGACAGUUUCAUUUCAGUGAUUAAACUUUAUCAUAGCAGCAGUGAAAACUUUAAUUUUUAUAUUCUGCAUUCCUUUGAUUUAAAUAAAAAGUGAUUUUAGAAAAUGGAAGAGGUAUAUAUUUAUACAGAAAAGUAUUAUAUGUGCACCAAGAAGCACUCAAUACUUAUGGAUUCUUUAGCAGUGAUAAGCAAAUGAAUAGUCUAAUCCUAAUGAUUUGUAACCAUUUACAAAAAUUGUUCAGGCACUUCAUCGUUAUACUGUAUGUUCAUGUAUGGCAAUGUGUCAUACAUUUUAGUAGAACUUUGCAGAGUUGGCUUAUGAAUACAUUCGUCAAACAAAAUUCUUGAUCAUUAUUAUAUAGAUCUGUGUUCUCUUGCUGGAAAAUUUUGUGAUUCUUACAUAGUGCUGUUAUGUAUUGGUUAACUAUAAAACCUCUGAUGAAAUUUUGGUAUAAAUCUUUUUUUUUCUGAUCAUGUGCUGAAAUAUCCCAGUGAAUCCUUGAUAUACUGGACUAAUAGGAAAUGUUUGUGGCUGGUGAUGGGAAUCAUGGUUGAUAGGGAAGAGAUUGUUUUGUUCUGAUAUCAACAAUAACCAAUUGAUUUGGUUAUUGCUACCAAAUUGAUUGACUUAGCUGAUUUUGUUUUGUAUUUUGGCAGUCAGUUAUUUCAAGGGUUUAUUAUAUAUUUCAGUAGUUACAUGCAUUACUUGUUACUGUCAUUUGUUGUUUCAUUAUAUAUUCUUAAUGUGCCCAACCCAUAUGCAUUAUAAAGCCCUGCAAGUCUGAGGGGUAAGCUAUAAGAAAAGUAGCAUGAAGGGUGAACUUUAAAGCUAACAGUGAGUGUUAAAGUUGAUGUAACAAAUCAGCUUGUCAGAAUGUUGUGUGUGUAUUUUUGUUGAAGGAUGCCUUUCUAAAAAAAAAAAGCACGGAAAGUGGGGGCACCAAAGCAUUGAAAGAGAUCAGAAAUGAGUUUUAUGUGCUCUGAUAAAUGGUGCAAGCAAUCAAAUGGUGUUUGGACAAUCAACAUGAUUUGAUACGCUCCUUUUCAUGUGAUAAGUGUGUGCGUGUAUUGUGGCCAUUUCACAAUAAUGCGCCUCUUCAAGGGGGGCUCCUUGGCGUGGUGAAGAGGCUCUUGGUCUGAGGAAUUAGACCUGUCGGUCUUCUUCCUCAGACCGAACCUAAUUACCCCCCAAUCUCCCCUCCCCUAUCCCAUCCUCCCCUUUUUCCUUUC